AUGCCUGACAUUCUUUUUUUUUCCUUCCUUCUCUCUUUUUUCUCCUUUAUUUUAUUCUUUAUUCUACUUCCUUUUCUUCGUUUUUCUACGUCCUUUUCUUCUUUUGUCUUAUUUCUUGUCUUCGUUUUCUCCUUCAUAUUUUCUUCUUUAUUCUACUUCCUUUUCUUCGUUUUUCUGCGUCCUUUUCUUUUUUUAUCUCAUUCCUUGUCUUCGUUUCCUCCUUCAUAUUUUCUUCUUUAUUCUACUUCCUUUUUUUCGUUUUUCUACGGCCUUUUCUUCUUUUGUCUCAUUCCUUGUCUUCGUUUUCUCCUUCAUAUUUUCAUCUUUUUCUUCUUCCUUUUUUCUUUUUCCUCUUCUUUUUCUUCUUUUGUCUCAUUACUUCCCUUCGUUUUCUCCUUCCAUUUCUUUACUUUAUUCUUUCUUCUACUACUUAUCUUUUUUAUCUUCUUCCUUUUCUUCUUUUGUCUCAUUUCUUUUCUUCCUUUAUCUCCGUUUUUUUUUCUUCUUUUACUUCUUCCUUGUUCUUAUUUCUCUUUCAUUUUUUCUUUUGUCUCAUUCCUUUUCGUCUUUUUCUUUUUCCGUUUACUUUUGUAUCAUUCCUUUUCUCUUUUUUCUACUUCAUUUUCUUCUUUCAUGUCUUUCCUUUUCUUCAUUUGUUUCAUACUUUUUUCGUUUUUCCACUUCCUAUCUUCUUUCUUUUCUCCUUUUUCUCCUUCAUUUUCUUUUUUUUUUCUACUUCCUUUUCUUCCUUUAACUCAUAUUUUUUCGUUGUUUGCUCCUUUUUUCUACUUCCGUAUCUACUUUUGCUCUUUCCUUUUCUUCUUUCGUCUCAUUCCUUUUCUUCUUCCCUUUCUUCGUUUUCUCCUUCAUUUUCUUCUCUUUUAUCAUUCCUUUACUUUCUCUUCCUUAUUUAAGCACUUCUUUCUUGCCUUUGUAUUUUUUAUCUAUUUCAGCUCAUCUAUCUGUUCUUUCUUUCUUUCUUUCUUUCUUUCUUUCGUUCUUUCUUUCUUCUUCUUUUCUUUUCUUCCUUAA
This is a messenger RNA of Acanthosepion pharaonis, 1032 nucleotides long. The record is from the annotation of a GenBank genome assembly. Lineage: Eukaryota; Metazoa; Mollusca; Cephalopoda; Sepiida; Sepiidae.